ACAAUUGGCAUUUUGCAAACCAAGUCAGGAUCGAUAUUGGACAAGUAUGGAUUUAGUUCACAUCCAGUUGAUAUAACUUGUUACAAGGGACGAUUUUAUGCCGUAAGCCAUAAUGGGAGGGUUUCGGUUUUCGACAUUGAAAACCCUACCAAGGAAGCAAAAACUGAGGUUGUUGUUCCACGGCUGCCAAGGGAACUACUUGUACAUAUUUCUCCUGGUAGAGUGAAGUCUUUGGUGGAGUCAGCAGGGGACUUAUUAGUAGUUUCGGCUCAUGAAGAAGGUUACGAACGAGCUCCUAAGUUUAGGGUUUUCAAGGUGCCUUUGAGGGAUGGCAAUUGGCAGUUAGACUCGGAAGUGAAGGACUUGGGUAAUAGAACCCUAUUUUUGGGUGAUAAUAAUACUUCAUUCUCUGUUUUGGCCUCGGACUACUCUGGAUGCGAGCCGAAUUGCAUAUACUUUUUUUCAUACAUAUCUCAGCAGUACAUAUAUUCCCGGCAGCCUCAUAACUAUCUUUUACCUUCAAGAGAGAACAUAGACAUUGGUAUUUUUCAUAUGAAAAAUGGAAGAAUUCAGGAACACUUUUAUUGGGAACAAAGAAGGUUCCCUACCUUUGGGACACCUUGUUUGUGGAUUCAACCGAAAUUUUUAGAGGGAAAUUCUUGCUUUGCGCCAACUACCAACAAAGUCACAGGGAGUUACAGGAAAAAACAAAGUCGAAUGUGCUUAAGCCCUUGGGUUUAGUCCAAAUGGCGAGUGAGGAAAUUUUUUAUUUUUUUUUGGAAAGUUACUUUUCUCUUUGUAGUGAAGAAUAUCAAUGGAAUUCUGCUGCUUUUGAUUGGAUUAAGGCUAAUAGUGAUUCUGUUAAGGAGGCUGAUAGAGUGCAGGCUUUUUUGCUUGGAACCCUCCUGAACUUGGCCAAUUAAAACUGAAUGUGGAAUGGCUCUGGGAAGAGUGCCUCAGGUCUUAUUGGAGCAGGAGGGGUUAUUCGCGAUUCCUCUGGUGUUUGGAUUGCUGGCUUUGCUGUGAACUUGGGUCAAGGCCAGAUUUUGGAGGUUGAGGUUUGGGGAUUAUAUUUUGGGCUUUAGUUGGCCUUGGACAAUGGUAUCUCUAAUCUUCUUGUUGAGGUGGAUGCUGCAAUUGCUGUGUCUCUUGUUCAGCAAAUUGGUACAUUGAAUUGUCACCCUCUUGCUGUGUUGGUGGAUAGCUGUUGUGUUCUUAUGAGGCGUAUUGGCAACUGUCACCUUGCUCAUGUUUACAGAUAAUAGAAUUUUGUAGCAGAUUGUAUGGCUAACUGGAGCUCCAAUUUAGACCUAGGAGUUUGCUAUUUUGAUGAUGCUCCUGCCCGGGUUACCUCCUUCUUAGUGGAUAAUAUGUUAGGCCUCGCUAAACCCUUGAUAGGUCUCGUUUGAUUUGUAUUAGUUAGUUGUUUCUUUUUGGGGUUUUUUUCCCUCCUUAUUUCAUCCAAAAAGAAAAAGAAAAAAAAAAGAAUAUCAAUGGAAUUCCAAAAAGUUACACCAAACA
Molecule: messenger RNA, 1521 nt
Organism: Prunus persica (peach)
Lineage: Eukaryota; Viridiplantae; Streptophyta; Magnoliopsida; Rosales; Rosaceae
Product: F-box protein SKIP23
Exons: 1
Source: RefSeq, a predicted model, not a curated record